Molecule: messenger RNA, 708 nt
Organism: Mytilinidion resinicola
Lineage: Eukaryota; Fungi; Ascomycota; Dothideomycetes; Mytilinidiales; Mytilinidiaceae
Exons: 1
Coding region: 169-708 (179 amino acids)
Source: RefSeq, a predicted model, not a curated record
CGCGAACCUAAAAAACCUUAACCCCGCGCUCGCUCCUCCUUCACCUUCUGCAGGCAAAACAUCACCCACAUCUCAUCAAACACCUCUACUCGCCACACUCCAUACCUGCGAAUAUCGCUCAAACCAUACACGAAGCGCCCAUCGCAUCUCCCCCUCACGCGCACCACAAUGACCAUCUUCACGCCCCCCAGCCCAACCGCCUGGACCCUCCGCCUCAAGCACCACCGCACAACGCUCCUCUUCCACACCGACCCCCUCCAAACCUUCGCGACCCUGAAAACCCAACUCCUCACUGCGCUGCGCGAAACCUCGCCUGACGACGCUCUCGACGGCAUCCCCCUCCCAUCCUCUCCAUCCGAGAUUAUCCUCGCACGGCCGGUGGAUAUCAACGAUCUAAGCAAGGGCUUCGUGACGGGCGAGUGGGAGCGGGACGGGCUCGGCGACGAGGGAAUGGAGGAUGUGGAUGAGAGCGGGGAAGGGAAGAAGGGGAAGGGGAGGCCGAAGAAGGCGACGCAGGUGGCGGGGGACUGUCCAAAGGGCGCGAAGAAUGUUAAAGAUGGGGGGGUGUUGGCGUUUUCGUGGGGGAAGGAGAGGGAGAGGCGGGAGGGGAAGGGGAAGGGGAAGAUGGCCGUGGAUGAGGACGGGGAGGUGCAGGAGGAGUGGGAUGUUGUGCUGCCGAGUUAUGAGGAUAUGUAUGGGGAUGCUUAG